AUGCUCAUUCGCGCAGCUCAUGCUCAUGCGCGCAGCUCAUGCGCGCUACCAGCCGCCCGUUCGCCCCAAGCCCGUGCUGAGCGCCAAAGGCCCUCGUCGCGCACGUGGCUUCCCACACCACAGCGCUGCCGCGAGGCCCUGAUAGGGUUCUCCUCUCCCUUCUCCCUGCCCCUCUCUCCUUUUCCCUGCCCCUCUCCUCCCCUUCCUCCUUCCCCCGCUUCUCUCCCCCUCUCCCAUACGGCCAUCCCCUCAGGAGGCGCACUGGCAGCAGCACGAGCAGUAGGGGCGUCCCACUGGCGGCGGCACGAGCAGGGGGGCGAGUGCGCCCGCUUUUCACUGCAGCUGCAGAAAGCACCGGCUGUGCUCGACCUGCCCUUUCCUUUCCUGCACGAUUCUGUCAUCCAGGUGGAGCAGGGCCGGCACACCGUGUGCUCCUUCCUCUCCUCCCGCCACCUGCAUGCCUGCGGUCCCUACGCUGCCCUCUGUGGCUGCGCUUCCGCUCCUGAGCUUGUACCCGCCACUGACCAGGGCCAGCUUGCUGCACUCUCGCCCAGCAGCCCAUCAGCCCCUUCCGCCGCCCGUGCUGCACCUGCACCCCCAACGUCUCCCUCUCUUUCUUCACGCGUGCACCCCACACUGCCCCCUUCCAUCCCGCCUCCCCCCUCCUCCCCGCUCGCCUGGAGCGACUACUACCUCUGGAGGGGCCUUCCCCUCCACUCGCCCGCUGCACUGCUGCUGCACACGGGUGUGAGCGACUCGUCAUCCCCCUCGCCCUCCCCCUGCUCCUCCACCCGUUGCGAUUCAACUCAAAAGUCACCCUCUCACCCAUCUACCCCCUUUCCCCCCCCAAACACCCCACCGCUGCUCACCAUCCUCCUCGCCCUCCACCUGCUCCUCCAGCCCGCCCCACCCCCUCCUCCUGCCCUCCCUGCCACCACUCUUGCCCCGGACCCGGACCACACGCCCUCUCACACUGCAGCUGGGAGGGAGCGGAGGGAGGGGCGUGAGGGACAAGAGGGACAAGAGGGACAGGAGGGACAGGAGGGACAGGUGCAGCGUACACGUACAGAGGGGCAGCGGCACCAUCAAUGCCCGAGUUGUGGGCUGAUCAAGCGUUCUUCCCUCUGCAUCCACGUGGUUGGGGCAGACAGGGAGGCUCAAGAACCAGCCGCACUGGCAGAGCUGCUAGUGCUCUUGCCCGGAGUGGACACGUGUCUUCACCUUAUUGGCCCCAACAUACCCGCACACAUGUUCACUCCUUGCGCCAUGCACCCGUAUGCCCUGCGUGUUUGCUCCACGUGCCACCCAUCUCCUUGCCUUAACUCCUCAUCCUCACAUCCUCUGCCAUCCCCACUGCCCUCACACCACACCUCCCCACUGCCCUCACACUACACCUCCCCACUGCCCCCGCACUACACCUCCCCACUGCCCCCGCCGCACCACACCCUCAGGCACGGCAAGCGAAUACUCCUUCAGCAUCCUCCCGACUUUGAGCCCCGCGAGCCACAACCAGCCGAGCCACAACCUGCCGAACCACAACCAGCCGAGCCACAACCUGCCGAACCACAACCAGCCGAGCCACAACCUGCCGAACCACAACCAGCCGAGCCACAACCUGCCGAACCACAACCAGCCGAGCCACAACCUGCCGAACCACAACCAGCCGAGCCACAACCUGCCGAACCACAACCAGCCGAGCCACAACCUGCCGAACCACAACCAGCCGAGCCACAACCUGCCGAACCACAACCAGCCGAGCCACAACCUGCCGAACCACAACUUACCGGGCCACAACCACCAGAAACAGCAGGAGGGGCAGCAGGCGUGGCAGUGCACUUCCACCGCGGCCUCUACCACCACGUGCUGCCCUCCCUUGCCUGCUCGCCACUCACCACCGCCCCCACUUCCGCGCUUGCCACUCCACCCAUCACUGUUGCAAUGCGCCCUUGCAGCCCUUGCACCUCACUACGCCGCCCUCACCACCCGACCUCUCUCCCUCACAGCGACCAGCCCCAGCAGCGUUCGCAUCUCCCCCAGUCAUCCCAUCAGCAGCACCGGUCCUGCCACUGCCCCACGCUGCUGUUCCUUCCCAAUGCGGGCCUGCCUGCCUUCCCCUCCUGGCGAGACACGCUGGUCCCCAUACUGCAGCACGGGCUGCCAGCAUUCAUCACGGACUUCAGCCACGAGGCAGCAGAGAGGGCCCGCGAGGCGCUUUGCUCGCUUGCUGCUGAGGUGCAGCAAGGUGGUGGCACGGGAGGGGCAGCGGCGGCCUCUGGUGGUGCUGUGCUGCAGCCUGUCGUCAGCGAGGUAGGAUGCUUCAGGGGAGAUUAUUUUUAG
Molecule: messenger RNA, 2337 nt
Organism: Closterium sp. Naga37s-1
Lineage: Eukaryota; Viridiplantae; Streptophyta; Zygnematophyceae; Desmidiales; Closteriaceae
Source: the annotation of a GenBank genome assembly